Messenger RNA from Triticum turgidum subsp. durum (durum wheat), 360 nucleotides. Lineage: Eukaryota; Viridiplantae; Streptophyta; Magnoliopsida; Poales; Poaceae. The record is from the annotation of a GenBank genome assembly.
AUGGUGUUCGUUCUCUUUCUUGGACACAACGUGCACAAAAUCGACAAGGUCAACGUGUAUAAGAUGGAUUUCUCGAGGCCAGAAUGGUGCAAGGUGGACAUGAUUGGUGAUAGGGUGUUCCUCUUGGGUGGAGACAGCAUCGGAGCUUCCAACUUUGGAGCGUCAUGUUCGGCCAGUGAACAUGGUUUGUCUAGCAACUGUAUCUACUUUCUGAACAACAUCGCUGCCGAGGAGAAUUACCUGCACGUUUUCAACCUGGAGAAAGGGACUGAAGAAGUGCAACGUCCUUUUAGACAUAAAAAUGGUUGUGCGCUGCCACCGCCACGUCCACCCAUAUGGCUGUUACCCACAGACGACUGA